CAACGGGCGAAGGCGUUGGGGUUGGGUCAGCGCGAGAACGCGGUGCGGUACCUGGGACAAGACUACGGGCGGUUGGUGGAGGAAUGUCGGCGUUCCGGCACGCUUUUCCGCGACCAAACCUUCCCGCCGGUUCCCACUUCCCUCGGAUUCCGCGAACUCGGUCCCGGCACCGCCAAAACUCACGGCGUCCAAUGGAAGAGGCCGACGGAGCUGUGUCCGCGCCCGCAGUUCAUCGUGGACGGGGCCACGCGCACCGACAUCUGCCAGGGAGCGCUGGGUGACUGCUGGCUGCUGGCGGCCAUCGCCUCCCUCACGCUCAACGAGACGCUCCUUCACCGCGUGGUGCCGCACGGGCAGAGCUUCCAGCACGGCUACACCGGCAUCUUCCACUUCCAGAUUUGGCAAUUCGGCGAGUGGCUGGACGUGGUGGUGGACGACUACCUGCCCACCAAAGACGGCAAGCUGCUCUUCGUUCACUCUGCUGAAGGCACCGAAUUCUGGAGCGCCUUGCUGGAGAAAGCCUACGCCAAGGUGAACGGCUGCUACGAGGCGUUGGCCGGCGGCAGCACCUCGGAGGGGUUCGAGGAUUUCACCGGCGGCGUGACGGAGUGGUACGACCUGCGCAAGCCCCCCGGCGAUCUCUACCAAAUCAUUCUCAAAGCGCUGGAGCGCGGUUCCUUGCUCGGCUGCUCCAUCGACAUAACGAGCGCCUUCGACAUGGAGGCGGUGACGUUCAAGAAGCUGGUGAAGGGACACGCGUACUCGGUGACGGGGGCCAAGCAGGUUAACUACCGCGGCCAAUCCCUGGGCCUGAUCCGCAUGCGCAAUCCCUGGGGAGAAGUGGAAUGGACAGGUCCCUGGAGCGACAGCUCGUCCGAGUGGAACGCGGUGGAGCCGGCGCUGAGGCAGCAGCUGAUGGUGAAAAUGGAAGAUGGUGAAUUUUGGAUGUCCUUCCGGGAUUUCCUCCGGGAAUUCACCCGCCUGGAGAUCUGUAACCUCACCCCAGACGCUCUCCAAUCCCGCAAAUUCCGCAAGUGGAACACGCGGCUCUACGACGGGACGUGGCGGCGCGGCAGCACGGCCGGUGGUUGUAGGAACUACCCCGCCACUUUUUGGAUAAACCCGCAGUUUAAGAUCCAGCUGGAGGAGGUGGACGAUGACGGCGACGAGGGCGGCAGGCGCGAACCCGGCUGCAGCUUCCUCCUGGCGCUGAUGCAAAAGCACCGCCGCCGCGAACGCCGCUACGGCAAGGACAUGGAGACCAUCGGAUUUGCCGUCUAUGAGGUUCCUCCCGAGCACGUGGGGAAAUCGGGCGUUCACCUGAAACGGGAAUUCUUCCUGGCCAACGCCUCGCGCGCUCGCUCGGAGCAGUUCAUCAACCUGCGGGAGGUGAGCACCCGGUUCCGGUUACCGCCGGGGGAAUACAUCGUGGUACCCUCCACCUUCGAACCCAACAAGGAAGGAGAUUUCGUUCUCCGCGUCUUCUCCGAAAAGAAAGCCGGCACCGAGGAAAUGGAUGACAAGAUCCAGGCCACGCUGCCGGAUGAGAAAGUGCUUUCCGAAAGCCAAAUCGAUGACAACUUCAAGCAGCUUUUCAAACAGCUGGCGGGGGCGGACAUGGAGAUCAGCGUCGUGGAGCUUCAGACCAUCCUCAACCGGAUCAUCAGCAAACAUAAAGAUCUCCGGACCAAAGGCUUCAGCACGGAGUCGUGCCGUAGCAUGGUCAACCUCAUGGAU
This is a messenger RNA of Balearica regulorum gibbericeps (East African grey crowned-crane), 1737 nucleotides long. The record is from RefSeq and is a predicted model, not a curated record. Lineage: Eukaryota; Metazoa; Chordata; Aves; Gruiformes; Gruidae.